AUGUUAUCGCUCUUCGGCUACGGAGACGACGCUUCGAACCCAACAUCUCCCCAAUCCGUCUCCACCGACAACAACUCCUUCCUCAACUCCCCAUCCCUCACGUCCCCAUCAAGCACCGUGAGCACGACACCAACAACACCAGCCCUCGACACACCCACCGACCUCGGGUUAAAGCCGAAAUAUACAUCCCCACCACGUGUGAAGAAGCCUUAUAAGAAAUCGGACGCGUUGGAUGAUAUUAAGGGGGUAAGUUAUGCGCUUGAGCUGUUUUUGGGGAGUAAGAUGGUUGAGGCGGAGGAGUAUUGCCAUAAGAGUGAUGAGACUAAGUGCGUUUUUUUUUCGUUGGAGUGUGGGGUGGCAGGGUGUUGA
Molecule: messenger RNA, 369 nt
Organism: Laccaria bicolor S238N-H82
Lineage: Eukaryota; Fungi; Basidiomycota; Agaricomycetes; Agaricales; Hydnangiaceae
Exons: 1
Coding region: 1-369 (122 amino acids)
Source: RefSeq, a predicted model, not a curated record